CUUAACGUGACGUAUUACACGGCUAGUUAAACGCGUAGGCGAAUCACGAGAGGCCCCAAGACAGAUUUGCGCAGUCCUCACCGAGAAUGCAGGACCCCACUCUGCCGUUCCAGUACAAGUCCCAUGACUCACUUCGUCUAGGGCUGCCGUCGCUCAAGGAGGACGCAGCGGUGAAGCACCCAGUGGAGAUCAUUCAGGUGGAGUCCCGCCAACGCGCGCAGGCCGCUCAGGGCCAGAUGCUGCGUGACCUCUACGGGAUAGCGGCGCCUGCCAAGGCUCAGAUUGAGUCGCAAAUCCUGGGCCGGUUCACCCGCCUGCCGGGGGCGGGGCCCUCGUCCCUGCUGGGGCUGGAGUCUCUCACCGGCGAGCUGGACGAGUUCAAGUAUGAGUCCUACCUGGGCCUCCCCGACAUGUCCACUCUGCCGCCCGUGGAUCUGCACAGCCAGAUGGAGCUCAAGCACGGGCUAGCGGCUGUGGGCAAGGACCAGAUGGCGCGCGGCCUGGCCUAAGUAGCGGAAGGAGCGAGCGGCAGGGGGGCGGUGCACCCUGACAGCGUGCGCCGGCGCUGGCGGCUUAGGAGUAGGGGCGCGGGGCCCCAGUGUAAAGAUAUAUGCUGAAUCAUAGAUAGAUGGGUUGUCCCCAUUGGCAACCGUGGAGGUAUGCGUGGACGCGGUUGGUCUGCGUUUGGUGGCGCCGUGGUCCUGUUGGCGCUAAGGGUUGCGGCUCCACAGUAUCACAGUGAUGACGAGGUGGUGGGUGCAUCGACACAGACCGCCCCUGGCCGUGGAUUGAUACUCUUUGGUGUGCCUACAUGUGCAGACGAGUGCUGUGGCGCUUGAGGUUUGGCGGUGGUUAGUUGCAUAGCAGCACAUCCGCAUUCAUAGCAGCGACGGGUGAGUGUGCGCGGAGUCAGGGUUCUCAGACGGGCUCAUGCCGUGUUAUGACCAGUUUGCCGAUACGCGACAACAUGAAUGACUUCUGUAACGGUUACAGAGC
Molecule: messenger RNA, 996 nt
Organism: Chlamydomonas reinhardtii
Lineage: Eukaryota; Viridiplantae; Chlorophyta; Chlorophyceae; Chlamydomonadales; Chlamydomonadaceae
Exons: 1
Coding region: 87-509 (140 amino acids)
Biological process (GO): proteasome assembly
Cellular component (GO): nucleus; cytoplasm
Source: RefSeq, a predicted model, not a curated record